GGGGGCGGAGCUGGGGGCGGGCGGGGGGCAGCUGUUCUGUGACCCGGCCUCCUCCCCCGCGCAGCAGUGCGCCCCCGGCGGCCGCUCCCUGGGCCCCUGCCGCUCCGACCCGGUGUACACCGGCCCCUCCUGCGGCCUCGUCACCCCCGCCAUCUCCGCCCCCUCCUCCACCUCCUCCUCCCUCACCCUCUCCCUCCCGCCCUCCACCACCUCCCAGCUCUUCAACUGGGCUGCCGGCCCCUCCGCCCGCUGCCUGCCGCUCACCUGGCCCUGGCGCGCCACCACCACCGCCAACCUCACCUCCUCACCCGCCUCCUCCGCCCCCAUCCCCACCCCCCUCACCGUCACCUACCCCGCCCAGCUGCCCACACACCCCCAGGGUGCCGCCUGCUUCCUCACCUCCUGCAACCCCGCGGGGGAGCUGUUCGUGCAGGUGGGCAGUGCCUCCCUGCGCUGCCCCUCGGGCGCCACCCUCAACCUCACCGGGGCCGGGGGGCUGCGAGCGGGGCUGCUGGGGCCGUGCCCGGAUAACACCCUGGCAUGUGCGGGGGGGCUGCUCAGCAUGGACAGCAGCAGCAGCAGCAGUAGCGGCGCUUGCAGCCCUAGUAGCUGUAGCACGGUGGGAGGGGAGUGCAUGGCAGCAACGGAUGGCACCUCAUCAGACGGGUCUUCUUCAUCAGGCGGAGGCGGGCGGUGCUACUGCAAGCUGAUGUACGGCGGGACGGGGUGCGCGGAGGACCUGCUGAGCGGUGCGGUGGAGGACCUGGGGGCGGUGGGGGCGGCUGGUGCGGCGGUGGAGGUGGGGGCGGUGGUGGGGCUGCCGCUGUCGUCGCUGGUGCCGCGGCUGGGGCAGCUGGGGGCGCUGAUGAGGGCGGCGGCGAAGCAGGUGCUGGGCGCCUCCCCCGCGUCCUCCCUCUCUAUCAGCCGGCUGCUCUCCAUGUCCUCCUUCCCCGACUACACCGCAGCGGGCGGCGACCCACGGGACACCCUGGUGGUGCUGCGGCUGCUGGCGGCCACCCCCGCGCAGGCGGCCGGCUGGGGGGCGGCGCUGGGGGCGGCGGGGGGCGGCGGGUCGGGACUGGGACUGGGGGAGCUGGGGGGGUACGGCUUCCUGCCUCGGAGCAACACCACGACAUACCUGGGUCGCACGGUGCUGCAGUCCUCCUCGCCCCCGCCCCCACCCUCCCCGCCGCCGCCUCCCUCUCCGCUCCGGCCACCCAGGCCCCCGCCGCCCCUAGCACCCGCCGCUCCCCCCUCCCACGGCGGCCUCACGGGGGACGAGGAGGUGGCGCUGGGGGUGGGUAUCACGUUCGGGGUGCUGGCGCUGCUGCUGCUGCUCGCCACACUGCUGGCCUACCUGGUCUGGAGGAGGUCCCGGCGCUCCUCCAGCAAGUUCGCCGCCUACUCCGCGCCCUCCGCACUGCACCGCCAGGAGACCGGCCGCCUGGACGGCGCCACCCACCCGGGGGGGCCGGGUGGCACCUCCGCGACCAACAGCAGACAUGGCAACCCCGCUGCUGCUGCGGCUGCAGCUGCAGCGGCAGGCGGGUUGCUGGGGGCCACCGAUGUGAUAGCGCGGGUGUGCGCGCCCCCUGGCGCCAGCACCAGCACCAGCACUGCAGCAGCUGCGGCUACUGCUGCUGUUGACACGCCCACCCCGGCGGUGGGUGCUUUGCAGAUGACGGCGAUGACGACGCCCUGAAUGAAGAGACGCCCUGAAUGAAGAGACGCCCUGAAUGAAGAGGCUGGCAGCAUGUUUGGGGAUUCAUUUAGGAAGUCUGAAGGAGUGAUGACGAGCGCGCGGAAGCACUCAUGGGCAGGGCUGCGUAGGGUUUUGCUAUCGUACAGUGCUGUCGUACAACGCUUGUCGUAUCAAGCAUGGAGCAGUUUGCUCGCGCACGGCACGGCGCUAGGUAUGACGCAGGUGGCUGGUAGUCCGCUUCCGGGCUUCUGGCAUGCUUGGGGCCGAGCUGCCUCAGGGUAGCGCUGGGGUGCUGGGAGGCACCCUGCAGGAUGGUGAUGAUGCGGGCGUGAGCGUUCGUUGGACUUUGUGCCGUAUUUGAGUAAAACUGCGCAAGAGGCAAAGAUCCAAGGAAUGAGGGGAAGUGCCGUGCUGGUGGGUGGCACUGGACAGUAGGGGCGGAUCAAUGACCAGGAG
Astrephomene gubernaculifera is the source of this 2158-nucleotide messenger RNA. NCBI's taxonomy places the organism in Eukaryota, Viridiplantae, Chlorophyta, Chlorophyceae, Chlamydomonadales, Astrephomenaceae. The record is from the annotation of a GenBank genome assembly.